Messenger RNA from Pseudovirgaria hyperparasitica, 1156 nucleotides. Its product is annotated as actin cytoskeleton protein. Bases 118 to 942 code for a protein of 274 amino acids. Lineage: Eukaryota; Fungi; Ascomycota; Dothideomycetes; Acrospermales; Acrospermaceae. The transcript has 2 exons. Gene Ontology annotation, molecular function: RNA binding. The record is from RefSeq and is a predicted model, not a curated record.
CAUUCCUGUCCCUUUCUCCGUCACCAUCUCACUCUUGCACCUCUCCCACUUCAUAAGAUCCAUUCACACAAUCUGCACACUGCACAUCCAUCCUUCAUCAAACUCAACGCUUUCAUCAUGUCUACUGCUGUUCACGUUAAGAACAUCUCUAGUCAGACUUCGGAGAAGGAAGUUCGCGAUUUCUUCAGCUUCUGUGGCAAGAUCUCGACUCUCGCCCUCACCCCCGAUGACAACAGCACUCAGUCCGCUCUUGUGACCUUUGAGAAAGAGACUGCUGCCAAGACAGCUCUGCUCCUCGACAACACACAACUUGGUACUUCGCAGGUCAAGGUUGAGAGCGCAGCACCAAAUACCACUGCCGGAGAGAAGGCCCCUGCCUCGCCGGAAACAACCAAGGACCAUGAUGAUGUUACUCAAGAUGACAAGCCCCGCUCUCGCGUCGUGGCUGAAUACCUAGCCCAUGGCUACCAUAUUUCAGACCAAGCCAUAGAGCGGGCCCUGGCCAUGGAUCAACAGCACGGUGUCAGCACCAAGUUCACGAACGCUCUCAAGUCUUUCGAUGAACGCUUCAAGGCAACCGAGAAAGCUCAAGCAGUCGAUGCCAAAUUUGCUGUGUCUGCUCGUGCCAACGCUGGUUGGCAAGGUCUGAGCUCCUACUUUGAGAAAGCUCUUGGCACUCCUACCGGACAGAAGCUUCGUACCUUCUACGAACAGGGCAACAAGCAGGUGCUCGAUGUCCAUAACGAAGCUCGCCAUCUCGCAGAUCUCAAGAAGGGCGGGAAGAAUGGUACUCCGGAGAAGGUCUCUGGAUCGGAUCGCACCAAAUGCAACUGUGCUGCUGACGGUGGCGUAUGCGGAUGUGCUCCUAGCGAGUGCGCAUGCGCUAGCUGCCCGAAGAACGCAGAGACCGAGAAGGCGUCCACUGAGGCGACCAAGGCAUAAGCUACAUUUUGUAAUGUUCACCGUCUGUUGUGGUUGGCGCGGUGUUGGGGAGAGAAAAAUUGUUACUACGAUGAGAGCUCGUCAAAGUUGGGAAUCGGCGUUUCCACGGUGCUAUUUACCUGUACCAUAGGAUUAAAUGCUAUACUUAGCUUAGUCACAAUCAUAGUGUGUGUUUCACACUGAUGCAAUGAAAUAAUUUCUAUACAGAUUGACA